AUGACGAGUUUUGCGACUAAAGCGUUUUGCAGGGUCGAGAGGAUGUGUCACCACCUCCCUGUGGUCCUCAACACUUUUCUGGUCUUCUCGAUCACCGGGGAGGUGAGCUACUUGGUCAUGGUCGAGGCUCCGCUGGAUCCGGAUCAGAAGAAAACGGAGUGGUCCACCUGGUGGAAAGCCGUCCACCUGCUGGCCCAGUAUUUCAUGUUGAUCAACAUCUGCUGGAAUGCCUUACUCUUCACCACGAUCAGCCCCAGCAUUAAAGGAGUAUUUCUGGGAGGAGAGGGCAUGGGGCAGGGAUGGAGGUGAGGAAGGGGCUACUGUGGGACUGAAUACAAACCAGGAUAAUGUUCCAGACUCUCACUAAACAUUACAUUGUGUUUCCCAAAGUGAACAACAGUGUGCGCCUAUAUUGCAUUUAUGUUAUUAUCCAUACUUUCUUUCAGGGUUUAAAACAGGUGUACCAUUUCAACUUACUAGACAUCUUUCUAUUGAAGCCUGCAGUGAUAUUUUAGACCUCAGUGGUCAUUCAACUGUGUGGCUAUGACAGUACUUUCAUACUCUAGAUGUUCAAUUUAACAAAAGCCUUACAGAGCUGCAUUCUUCAUUUGGUGUACAUUAUCUGCAUUUUCACAUCUGUUAAGUGUUCAGAAGGGGAGAGUGGGGUAAGUUGAGCCACCCCCUGUUGCUUGGAAAUGGUAAAAGAAAUUGAUCAUGUGACCAAAUAUUUAGGAGAUGGGCAUCAAUUCAUGGAGUCUGUGAAGGUUAGAAGCACAUGGGUGAAGGGGUUAGACAUUUAUUUACAAAAGAAACAAAACAUUUUUCACUCUUGAAAGUGAAUUUAGUCUGUCAUAAGUUUUAUUACAAUUGUGUUCAGACCUAAAGAGUUCAUUUUAAAUUUGUGUUACAGUACCAAAUCCAUGGCCAAUUUUCACUCCAGUUAAUCAAACACUUGUAUUAGCUGCCAUAUGUUAAAUGUUGGUACAGAUUGGUUUUGCAUGAACCAGUUGAUCCAUAUAACAGUUUUCUUAUGAGCGUAGAAAAAUACCCAUCUUGCUACUCCAGAUAAACAGACUGGUCACAGCUAAGAAACCUCACCACCUGUUCUCCAAGUCUGUCUUUUUAAUUGGGGUUUAUUUUUAAAGGCCAAUUUCAUCUAUUAAAUUUAUGUUCAUUGUCACCACCUUUGACAAUAACUUUUAAUGUAUUUCUUCUUGUUUCCCAUACAGAUACUGUUAUACAUGCGAGACGCACACUCCUCCUCGCUGCUCCCACUGCUAUGAUUGCAAUGUGUGUGUGCUGCGCAGAGAUCACCAUUGCGUUUUUUUUGGCCGCUGUGUAGGCUUCCGUAAUUACCGCUACUUCCUGAGCUGCUUGUUAUUCAUGUGGUCUGGACUCCUGUAUGCCACGCUGAUGAAUGCAGAGGUCUUCAUUGUCAUACUGAAGGAGGGUGUGACUGUGCACAGCGUCCUGCUGCUGCUCAUACCCUGGAUUAUGCUAGUUUCAGGUAAGAUCUGGUUUAUGCCUUAUUGACUGACAUACUUGUUACAUGUUUCACUGGCAGCUGUUAAAUCAGUACUGUUGUUCUAUCUCUCUCCAGGCCAGGUCUCAGCACGUGCCUUUGCCUUCGCCUUUAUCGCUGACACGUGUGUUGUGGGUUUCCUGCUGGUAUCUGCCUUUUUCUUCUUCCAUCUCUUCCUCAUGUUUCGGGGACAGACCACCAGGGAGUGGUACUCAAACCGACGGCCCUACAGCCUGGGACUCCUUGGUAACUUACGCCAAUCUCUGGGUCGUCGCUGGUACAUCUGUUGGCUCAGCCCACUCAUCCCAUCACCUCUACCUGGAGAUGGAAUCACUUUCAAAGUCACAGGAUCCUUGGAUCCCACUCGGUAA
Molecule: messenger RNA, 1893 nt
Organism: Xyrichtys novacula (pearly razorfish)
Lineage: Eukaryota; Metazoa; Chordata; Actinopteri; Labriformes; Labridae
Source: the annotation of a GenBank genome assembly